UAUACACGCGAAGAAACACUUCCGGAUCAUCCUGUUGUAAAGUGUAUCCUAUUCCCACAACACACACGGAACUUGCAUCUACAGCAGCACAGCACACUCCUUAAACCCAGUAGAAUCUCUUCUAAAUAAGGAACAUAACAUGUAGGUCAUAAGUUUUGAGUCACAGUCGGUGCACUUUACAUAGCGCUAAGAAAUUGUUAUCUAUUAUUGGGCAAUAUUUCUGAAUGAUUUGGAAUCAACAUGUCGACCAAUGCUGCCGGUGACGGGACCAUACAAACUCUUAAGAUUGUCGUAGUUGGGGGUGGCGGUGUUGGUAAAAGUGCCAUCACGAUACAGUUUAUUCAGUCAUGUUUUGUCGCAGAGUACGACCCCACAAUUGAAGAUUCUUACACAAAGCAAUGUGUUAUUGAUAACAUUGUCGCAAAGUUAGACAUUUUGGAUACAGCAGGCCAAGAUGAGUUUAAUGCAAUGAGAGAACAGUACAUGAGGACUGGCGAUGGAUUCCUUCUUGUGUACAGUCUUACCAAUAGAACAAGUUUUGAGGAAAUAAUCAAGUUUCACAAGCAGAUUCUGCGGGUCAAAGAUCGGGAUGAGUAUCCCAUGAUCCUUGUGGCUAACAAGGCAGAUUUGAAUGACCAACGAGCGGUGUCGUCAUCAGAAGCACAGGAACUAGGCAAGCAGCUCAAGGUAGAGGUGAUUGAAGCAAGUGCCAAGACAAGAAUGAAUGUGGACCAAUCUUUCCAUCAACUUGUUAGAACAAUACGAAAAUUUCAAGCAGAGGAGAACCCACCUAUGCUGCAACGACCAAGCAAGAGUAGCAGUGAUAAGCAAUCAUGCUGUGCACUAUUGUAAAGCCAUCCUUCCAUAAAUGUCUACUUAGUUUGUGGCAAUAAUUGAGUCAGGUAAGGAUGCUGUGUAAUGAUAGUGCUACAUGUUUUUGACAGACUUUGGUUGUUUGGGAGUCAGGGAUCAACUUUAAUUAAUACUCUGUAUCAAGAGCUUAUUAGACUUGAGUUUUGAUCAUAAGCUGUAUUAACUCAGCAGCAAAACCACUUCCAAUCCAGUGACUUUCAUAAAUGCCAUCAAGUGUGUACAUGUAUACACAAUGAUAAUCAAAAUAAUAAUAGUGGCUUCUUACAUGUAUAUUGUGCGCAUAUUCGUCACUCAAUGGCGCUCAAUGCUCUUUUUAACAUACAGUAUUUUCCUGCAAGAAAUGUGGGACUACAUUUGAAAAGAGAUCUACUCCUUUUACAUAGCACCAUGUCAUGGUUGAUAUGGUGCUGUCGCACAAUAUGCUGCCAAUCAAACCAGGAACACUGGGGCGAACCCCUUCUCUUUUCAAAAAGUGCACUGGGUUCUUUUACAUGCAUUACACAACAAACAGGACCAGAAGGUUAACGUCCCAUCCGAAGGUUGAAGCAUUCUGGUUAGGUGUUUUGGUUAUUGACACAGUUGACAUGACUGGGACUCGAAAUGCAAACUCUGCUGAUCAGAAACACCAGAGUUUGAAUCCAAUGCUAUUAACGGCUAGGCCGUCGUGAUACCUCAUUGAUACACACCAAUUUUUCCAAACUGGCUCACGGCGAAUGUCUAAAAUAUUCUGGAAGUCCAUAAGAUGAUCAUUGAAUACUGACUUACAAAAGGUUAAAGGGCAGGUACAUAGUUUCUGGAAUGAUACAUUUAUUUCAAGGGUAUGGUUUCCAUGAAACAUCAGAAAAGUACAUGUUUAAAGUUUAUUAGGGUUAAGGUGUUUCUUUGUAUAAAACAUUGCACUAUGUUUAAAAGUUUAGUUAUUGAUAACACAUAUUACUGUAUUGUAGCAAUUACUGCCCAUGAUUCAGUAUCUUAGAUGAAGAAAAAAAAUUUGUUGACGUCCCAUUUCUCAACACUAAAUGUGUACCUUCCUCUAAAAAUACAACAUUUAAGAAGAAAGAAGGCAAGGGUGAGUGCAACAAGAUAUCUGACCUCCCAAUGGUUUGACCAACAAUGAAAACGCACAUCUUUGUACGCACAGUGCACAGGAUUGUCAAAUAAGCAACCUUCUUUUGUCCUGCUCAAAUGAUGUCAUGUGUAUUGGUUUAUACUAAACUUGGGCGAUAUUGCAUUUAUUUUCCCACGAUAUAUCGUCAAAAAAGUAUCGCGAUAUUCAAUUAUAUCGCGAUUUAUAUUUUAGACAAAAAAUUAUAACAUCUUACGAUGCCCAAUUUCAAUACUUUGUAUGGUUUACAAAUCGGGGUAUGGCUUUGUGGGGUGUACUGUCUACCCAUGGUGUUGAACAUGGGCGUUUCAGUUACACCAUAUAUUUUGUUAAACAGCCCUUCGUGGUUGCAAGACGUCUCAAUUAGGGAAGACAUCAAGAUACUUCAUCAAAACCACGAUUUGCCGAUAAUUCGAUUAACAAGAAAUCAAGAUGAUAUGAUAUCGUCUAAGAAAUGGUAUCGCUAUUUUCGAUUAUAUCGAGAUAUCGCCCAAGCUUAGUUUAUACUCUUGUGUAGUCAACUCAUUUUCUUUAAUACUGUAUAGAAAACCAAACUUUGCCAUAAUUAAUGUUUUCAGGUGGGU
Messenger RNA from Asterias rubens (European starfish), 2562 nucleotides. Its product is annotated as ras-related protein R-Ras2-like. The transcript is spliced from 6 exons. Gene Ontology annotation, biological process: signal transduction. Gene Ontology annotation, molecular function: GTPase activity; GTP binding; GDP binding. Lineage: Eukaryota; Metazoa; Echinodermata; Asteroidea; Forcipulatida; Asteriidae. Gene Ontology annotation, cellular component: plasma membrane. The record is from RefSeq and is a predicted model, not a curated record. The coding region runs from base 241 to 852 and encodes 203 amino acids.